Molecule: messenger RNA, 1543 nt
Organism: Panthera uncia (snow leopard)
Lineage: Eukaryota; Metazoa; Chordata; Mammalia; Carnivora; Felidae
Gene: DDOST
Product: dolichyl-diphosphooligosaccharide--protein glycosyltransferase non-catalytic subunit
Exons: 10
Coding region: 1-1272 (423 amino acids)
Biological process (GO): microtubule-based movement
Cellular component (GO): oligosaccharyltransferase complex; endoplasmic reticulum membrane
Molecular function (GO): microtubule motor activity; ATP binding; microtubule binding
Source: RefSeq, a predicted model, not a curated record
AUGGCCUCGGAGUCGGUGAAGGUGGUGGUGCGCUGCCGCCCCAUGAAUCAGCGGGAGCGGGAGCUGAACUGCCAGCCCGUGGUGACGGUGGACUCCGCGCGCGGCCAGUGCUUCAUCCAGAACCCGGGCGCUGCCGACGAGCCCCCCAAGCAGUUCACCUUCGACGGCGCCUACCACAUGGACCACUUCACCGAGCAGAUCUACAACGAGAUCGCCUACCCGCUGGUGGAGAUCAACGUGGAGACCAUCAGUACCUUUAUUGACGGUGGAGGCAGUGUCCUGGUAGCUGCCAGCUCAGACAUUGGUGACCCUCUUCGAGAGCUGGGCAGUGAGUGUGGGAUCGAGUUCGACGAGGAGAAAACAGCCGUCAUUGACCAUCACAACUACGACAUCUCAGACCUUGGCCAGCACACGCUCAUUGUGGCCGACCCCGAGAACCUGCUGAAGGCCCCGACCAUUGUUGGGAGAUCAUCUCUGAACCCCAUCCUCUUUCGAGGUGUUGGGAUGGUGGCCGAUCCUGACAAUCCUUUGGUGUUGGACAUCCUGACGGGCUCCUCCACGUCUUACUCCUUCUUCCCGGAUAAACCUAUCACCCAGUACCCCCACGCGGUGGGGAAGAACACCCUGCUCAUUGCUGGGCUCCAGGCCAGGAACAACGCCCGGGUCGUCUUCAGCGGCUCCCUGGACUUCUUCAGCGAUGCCUUCUUCAACUCGGCGGUGCAGAAGGCUGCGCCCGGCUCCCAGAGGUAUUCCCAGACGGGCAACUACGAGCUAGCUGUGGCCCUCUCCCGCUGGGUGUUCAAGGAGGAGGGUGUCCUCCGUGUGGGGCCCGUGUCCCACCAUCGGGUGGGUGAGACCGCCCCACCCAACGCCUACACCGUCACCGACCUAGUGGAGUACAGCAUCGUGAUUGAGCAGCUCUCAAAUGGCAGAUGGGUCCCCUUUGAUGGUGAUGACAUCCAGCUAGAGUUUGUCCGCAUCGAUCCUUUCGUGAGGACCUUCUUGAAGAAGAAAGGUGGCAAAUACAGCGUCCAGUUCAAGUUGCCCGAUGUGUAUGGAGUGUUCCAGUUUAAAGUGGAUUACAACCGGCUAGGCUACACGCACUUGCACUCUUCCACUCAGGUGUCGGUGCGGCCGCUCCAACACACGCAGUACGAGCGCUUCAUCCCCUCGGCCUACCCGUACUACGCCAGCGCCUUCUCCAUGAUGCUGGGGCUCUUUAUCUUCAGCACGGUCUUCUUGCACAUGAAGGAGAAGGAGAAGUCCGACUGAGGCGGCCGAGCCCUGGGACUCCUCAAAACAUGCAGAUGGGGGUUACGUAGGGUUGGGUUGUCUUUUUAUGGUGUUGUGUGUGUUUCACUUGUUUGUUUUUUUAAGCUGUGGGACAGUGGCAGAGUCUCACCUCAGUGGGAGACACGGCACUGAGUACCGUGGGGGUGGGGGUUGGGGGGUGAUUUUUAUGUUUUUUCCACCUAAUGCUAAGUGGUAUUUUCCAUGUUUGGUCACUCUCAUUUCUAAGAUAAAAAGAAGCCUUGCCCUCCAA